CAUUCUCUGUUGAGGUCGUUCAGGAUGGCGUUGCCUAUGCUCGUUGGUGGCUCUGAAUGCGGGCCCUCGAACGCACUCAAGGAUCUCUCAAGGCGGUUUGAACAAGAUCGAGGAGUUCAGCAGGAUUUCUUUAACCAAGCUCGAGCUGGGUCUUCCCGCGAGGCCUUCAGAUCUCAACCUGCUGGCGGUUCAGCAACAGCUGAUCAAGACGCUGCCCGUUUCUUCUCUGCUGCUAACGGACCUGGCGGUGCCCUCGGCCAACUCGCCCCAGAUGGUCAUUUCGAUGUGUCUGCUCUUCGACAGGCGUUACCGAUGCACGCCCAUGGGCCCCCAGCGCUUCAACAGCAGGCUGAGCUACCGGGAGCGGCUGCAACGGCGGAUUGGGGGAUGGACUUUAUGCAGCAGGCGAUGGGAGGGACUCCUAUGACCCAGACAUAUCAGCCUGCUCAAACUUCUCAAGCCCAUGCUGCGCAUGUGCAUGCCCCGUCGAUUAAUAUCCAGCAAGGCCCAACUUGGAAUCCGGGGAUGUCAGCGUUUAGAAUGAACACGAUGCAGAUGCAGCCUGGCUUUAUGCCGCAGAUGCAAAUGCAACCGCAGGCAACGGCGGCGACAACCAGUAAACGGAUUUCGUGGGACAAGGAGUUCAGUGCCCUGGAACUCAACGUCGGACCGACGUCUGAACACGUCCCUGAAGUCGUCCAAGAACAACCCCAGCAAGAACAAUCCGCACCCGCUCAGAAACAGUUCGACGGAGACGAAUUGGCGCGCACGGCUGGUAUGCUCCUCGAUCAUGUCCAACAUGAGACGAACCCAAAGUUCAAGAAAAGUCAAUUCUUGGAGCUGAUGAAACAGCUUCGGGACGGGGAGGUCAUCGUGGAAGGAAACCAAAUGGUUGAGAGCGACGGGACGAGGACGUCGGCGUCUGCGAAUGUUGACGUCAAGGGCAAAGGGAGAGCCGUGGACCCGGUCCUUGGACCUCUCAAUACCUCGGCGCCUCGAGCGUUUGGUCUUGACGGAGGGAGCAUGGCUAUGCACCAACAGGUGAAUGAACCGCAGACUGUCCAUCAGGACGAAGGUGAUGUCCGGGAGGAGGAUCCUAACGAUGCGUAUUUCCGUCAGGAGAAUGCCGACUAUGCCAAGUACUGGAACGACCAGCAGAGUGCUCGGUGGGGAGCCAAAGAUACACCUGAAACGGCAAUGUGGGAUCGCCUUCAGGAAGACUGGGACAAAUUUGAAGCCACGACGACGGGUGUUAAGCCUGUUUCGACAUACCAAUUCCAGGAGCAGAACCCAUAUCUCCUUGGAGAAUCGUCCAAGUCGAGACAUCAUUUGUUGCAUGGAGGUGGACGACAGGCUUUCCUCGAGAGUGUUUUGGAGCUCGAAGCGGCUGUCCAGAGAGACAUGAACAACGCCUCCAUUUGGUACGAGCUCGGUGUCAAACAACAAGAAAACGAGCGCGAGCACAAGGCGCUGCAAGCGUUGGAACGCGCUGUGGAGCUUGACCCUACCCACCUACCAUCCUGGCUUGCGUUGGGCAUUUCGUACACCAAUGAUAGCAACCGUACUGGGACGUACGAAGCUAUUUCGAAAUGGGUGGAAAUGAACACCAAGUAUGCCGAUGCAGUCGCAAGGUUCAACGCGGAGAACCCUCCGAGGGCGGAUAUGAGGUUGCGAGACCAAUUUACGAGGCUCAUUGAUUGUUUGAUUGCGAUGGCGAGGAGCGACUUGGGUUCGGAAGUCGAUGCGGAUAUCCAGAUUGCGCUCGCUGUGCUGCUCAAUACCAAUGAGGAAUAUGAGAAGGCCCAAGAUUGUUUCCGAACCGCACUUGCAGUUCGUCCAGAAGACUGGCUGUUGUACAACCGUGUCGGCGCCACUAUGGCCAACAGCGGCAAACCCGAGGAAGCGUUGCAAUACUAUUACAAGGCGCUUGAGCUCAACCCAACUUACAUCCGCGCUCGAUUCAACCUCGGAAUUGCCUGCAUCAAUCUCAGGCGAUACGAAGAAGCCGCGCAGCAUGUUCUUGAUGCGUUGCUGUUACAGGAGAGUGAUGCCACGAUGGACUCUGCCGGUGACAAGCAAGACGUCAUUUCGAACGCUUUGUGGGACAGCUUGAAGACCAGCUGCUUGCAUAUGCAACGAGCAGACCUGGCGACAUUGUGCGAUUUGAGGGAUCUCGACGGAUUCCGAAAGCGCUUCUACGGGUAA
Coprinopsis cinerea okayama7#130 is the source of this 2205-nucleotide messenger RNA. RefSeq names its product peroxisomal targeting signal 1 receptor. Gene Ontology annotation, molecular function: protein binding. Gene Ontology annotation, cellular component: peroxisomal membrane; cytosol. NCBI's taxonomy places the organism in Eukaryota, Fungi, Basidiomycota, Agaricomycetes, Agaricales, Psathyrellaceae. Bases 25 to 2205 code for a protein of 726 amino acids. Gene Ontology annotation, biological process: protein import into peroxisome matrix, docking. The transcript has 9 exons. The record is from RefSeq and is a predicted model, not a curated record.